This is a messenger RNA of Drosophila elegans, 6135 nucleotides long. RefSeq lists its product as uncharacterized. Lineage: Eukaryota; Metazoa; Arthropoda; Insecta; Diptera; Drosophilidae. Gene Ontology annotation, biological process: regulation of transcription by RNA polymerase II. Gene Ontology annotation, molecular function: DNA-binding transcription factor activity, RNA polymerase II-specific; RNA polymerase II cis-regulatory region sequence-specific DNA binding. Bases 601 to 4539 code for a protein of 1312 amino acids. The record is from RefSeq and is a predicted model, not a curated record. The transcript has 4 exons.
AUUUGAUUGGUUAGUUGCAUACAAAAAAAGUAUAAAGUUAACUUUUUAUGAACGACAUAGUUUAAUUUAAACCCUGUGUUUACAUCCGCAAGCCUUGCAUAAAAUAGUCAAUUUGCGACCGCAGCGAUCUGGCAACGCCGCAUAUUUUUCGAGACGCAGAACGCAAGAUAUUUCUUAUCUGUCUUGUAAAAAAAAAUGGAUUAUUUCAUUUCGGUCGGUGCGUAUCUCGGAAAAUCGCAUGCUCGUUGGCAGUAGAGAAGGCCAUCGACUUUCCACGCCCAACGCCCCGUGCCCCCCGCCCGUGGGGAAAAUGGGAAAGCAACAUUAUCUGGCCUCCGUAUCUUCGUCCGUCACAGCCGUCAAAAUGUUCGUCGCGCCAGUUAUCGACUCGACAAUCUCCAUCUCCUAAAAGCACACACAACACACACACACACUCAAUCGCACGCAGGCAGGCCAGCACACACACACACACACACACGUAACCUGCCAGUGGAAGCGCCCUUAAUCUUGGCCAGAAACCACAAGAACAAGAAGAACACCAGCAGCAGCAGCUGGCGGAGGUAAACGGAGGCGCCGCUAGCACUAGCACUAGCACCUAUCAUGUCCGAGAAGCACGGCCAGCUGGGUGAGCAGUGGACGAAAUCAGCGGCGCCAGCAGCCUCGGCACAAGCCUCCAAUUCCAUCCCCAUACAUCUACCGAUUCCCGUAGUGCUUCCCCUCCAGAAACCCAAUGCCAGUCCCUAUGGCAACUGCAGCCUACAGCCAGCGGAUAUUGUCUAUAAUGCAACCCGAUUCCAGGGAUCUGCUAUCCAUGCCAAGGCUUCACCCCUGACCAUAACGCCCGUGGGCCCUGGCAGUGGUGCUCCUGCCGCUGCCCAGAUCUCGCCCACGAGCCACACCCAUGUACCUGUACCUGUAGCCACGCCCAGCGGCUUUGUGCCGCCUCCGUUUCCCAUUGCCGCCGGCGGCGGCGGCAGUGGUGGUGGUGGUGGUGUUGGUGUCACCACAUCCGUGCUCACCCCGAAUCAGUUUGCCACGGCAACUGGAAACACUGGUGCGGGACUGACCUUCGCCAAUGCCUUCACCUUCAACGCGGCCCAGCAACUGGGUCUGGGCAAGAUCAUGCACGCCAUGGGCGGAGCCACUGGUGGAGUGUCAGCGGUAUCCGUACCAGUCACCACAAAUCCAUCAGCGGCUGCUCCUUCGGCUCCCACAAUCACUGGCCAGAGGCAUCCCAAUGACGCAGUGCCAGCGGCCGGUGGAGUGAUCAAUUCCACCAUUGCCGAGAAUGUAAUGAACGCUUUGAGCAACUCCAAAUCAGUGGGAGCUUCAUCGGUGUCCAGCGAUGAGAAGAUGCGAAGGGUGCAGCAGGUGAUCGAGGGCAGCUUAGACGACAAUGCCAAGCUGCAGAUUUCGCAGAUCCUUGAGCGCGUCUCGGGAUUGAAGCCCAUUGAGAAGCUAUUCCUUUAUCUUCGUUUGCCUGGCGAGUGUGCUGACACAGAUCCGCUCAGGCAGCCACAAAAUCCACUGGGAACGCGCUCGGAGAUUAAUCACACCAUCAAUUGGGUGCGUUCCCAUCUGGAGCACGAUGCGCAGGUGUCCAUACCAAAGCAGGAUGUGUACAACGAUUACAUAGCUUAUUGCGAACGCCUCAGUAUCAAACCACUUUCCACGGCGGAUUUCGGCAAAGUGAUGAAGCAGGUAUUUCCGGACGUGCGUCCCCGGAGACUGGGAACGCGAGGAAAUUCCCGAUAUUGCUACGCGGCCAUGCGGAAGACCACCAAACUGACGCCGCCACAACUUCCACAGCUAUGCAAAACCGAGCAGGCCUCAGGUGGUGAAGCCACUGCCGACGUCAGUCAUCUGAAUAACGCCUCUAGUUUGGGUGCAUUACAACAGUCGCCAGGAGGCGAAUCGGAAUGCUGGGAUGUGGUGCGUAGCUGGGCAGAGAAAUUGCUGAACACCAAGCUGGAAAGUGUGGCGGAUUUAAGCUCCCGCAUCAGGAGCAACAAUGCCACAGUUUCGGCCAAAAAGUACACACCCCGUGAACCCAAGGAGAAAAGAGUUUUAGCAGACAUUGGACCCCUGAAGAAGCGGCGCAAAAAGAAACGCAAGGGUUCCACAUCCUCGGAAUCCAGUUGCAAUCAAUUAGUUGCCGGUCAGGAUGCGGGCAGCAGCCAGGAGGCCAGCGACGAACAGCUACUGAAGAUCAAGCAGGAGAUCAUAGACUCGCCCAUUCAGCACCAGCAACCGCCAAUGGGCGCUGCCUACCUUCAGCAGGUGACGCCCAUGAACCUGGCCACAGAUCAGCGAAGCAGUGGCGCUGUGCGCAACCUAACGCCCAAAAUUUUGGAGAUGGGUUCGCCGGCCGUUCUGCUGGCGCAGCAGGAACCGUCGCCCACGGGCAUAGUUAUCAAGGACGAAGUGGAGGACUACACAUCGAACAUUUUCUGCAAGAAGGUCUUAAAGGCGCAGCAAACGAAAGGUUUCUGGGCCAAUUCUCCCAGCAGUGGUACAACGAGCGGUGGCGGUCUUCUGGUACCACCAACAAUCACCACCACCUCGGCCACACCCCCGCCGCCGACGAACUCUAAUAAUUCCCCAGUUCCUGGACCCGGACUCUCCAUGGGUCCGCCAUCACAGAUAAUGAACGCCAGUUCGGUGAGCCCGUCGGGCAGCGUGGAUAGCACGCCCAAGGUGGCCUCCCGAAACCAAAUGAUACUGCGAGCCAAGCGGGUAAUGGCAGCGGAAAAUGCCGCAUUGGCAGCUGCCGCCGAGGACUCCGGACUGCCGGAGAAUCUUGGAUUGCCCAGAGAGCGUGUUAUUAGCAUCUGCAAUAUGGAUAAGCAUGAGCUGGAUGACUACUUUCUGCCUGGCGAGGAUGAGGAGAACUCCGAGGAGCCCGACACCGAGCUGCUUCAAUAUUUUCCGAUGGGAGACGCUGAGGAAAAACAACUAAAUUCCUUGGAUGCUGCCGAACAGAAUUGGAAUCCACAAGAGCCAACGACGAUCAACGACGGUUCUGCACCGGAAGCGAUGCCCGCUCCCGGCCGCGGAGCAGCCAACGCCGCCGUCGUCGUCGUCGCCGCACCAGCAGCGAUGCUGGCACCGGUGCCAGCGUCUACGAUGCUGCCCGGACAGGCUGGAGUGGUUUCUGCCUCAGCGUCUCUGGCCCUAAUGUCAAAAAAGCAUCAGCAACAGCAGCACCAGCUUCAGAGCCUGCAGCAGCAAUUGCUCCAGCGCUCCAAGCAGCUGCCCAAUAUCAGCAAUAACAAGCGAAAGAUCAGCCUGAGCAACGCCUCCAGCAACGGUAGCAACAAGAAUUGCAUUUUCCUGCCCAUUUCUCCGAAUAUCAACGGAUCCAAUGGAUCCAAUGGACCAGUGGCGACCACGACAGCUCUGGGGACGGUGAAUGCCAGCCAAAAUUGCUUCGCUAGUCCGGGUCUGACCAGGAUGAGGCAACGCCCGAAUUUGUUGAGCAAACAGCAAUCUUUGGACUGUGACAAUCGAGAUCCCAUGAUCGGUGCCCAUCGCAAGGUUCGUGGCUAUGUGUAUAGCUAUCCGACGAGCACGUCUGCCUCCGCACCACCCAGUCCCUCGCUGCUCCAACAAUGGAUGGGUGGCAGCUGGUCGUUGAGUGGCGGGAAUAGCUCUAGUUUUGCGGACACCAGUCACAGCGCUGAUCCGCUGGUCAACCAAAACUCAAUGGAUCUGGAGACGAGUCUGGCGCUGACGGGAGCAAACGAACUGGAUACGUCGGAGAUGCAGCGUUCGCAGUCGGUGCCACUCUCUCAAUUGCAACGACGGUGCAGCCAACAGUCGCCCAGUCUACAUUUCUACUCCGAGAACAGCAACAGCCAGCAAUCGGCGCCAUUGAAGGAUACAGGAUUACUCUACGAGGAGGUGGAUGUGGGCUCUCUGAUCUCGCCCAAUUUCAACAGCAAGUUUAAUAGCAUCACGCAGCAGACGGCCACCACGUGCAGCUCGUCGGCGGGCUCAUCGUCCGGCUACAGUAGCGGCGGCUCUGCGGGAAUUGUCUCACGAUCGGUACCCUCCACUCCGCUGCCACAUCAGCACCAAAGCAGCCUAACAUCUUUGAACGGAGCAGGCGUAGCGACGGCCAGUGGAGGUGAUGUUCUGGGAAUCGGAAAUGGAGGCAACUGCGGAGCUGGAAAUGGCUUCUUCACCAUCUCGGACUCAUUCAACUGGGAAGGAUCUACGGGGAGUGGUAACAACCAGGUUGCCUAUGGAUCACAUUCUUACGGUGCCCGCAAUCCACUGGACAUUUCCAAAUCGAUGCCAACGACACCGAUAGCCACACAACGUUUCCGCUACAGUCCAGCGGAGGUGCAUCGUGAUUUUCUCAUUAAUGGCAAUACCAUUGAUAGUUUAACUUCAUCCGCUUUUGGAGCGGGAGGAGGUGCCACCGAUCCGGCAUUGGCACUCAGCACGGACACCCUGAUCGAUGACAGUGCGCCCAGCAGCGCCGGUGUCGUGGAGGCGAUGAUCGGUGUUACAGACAUACUCGACGACUUUUAGAAUUUGCAUGAAGAGAAAGCUCAGGAGGAUCAUGAAAUACCCGAGCGCCAGGAGCCGGAUGAAGUGGAGGAGAGUGAGGUCGAGUCAUCUGCCAAGGAGGACGCCAAUGUGGUGGCCUGUCUGCUGCAGCAUGUAGACCAGUUGUAGAGCCUUCUAUCAUCCGACUCCUGCUGUGUUCAUGUCUCGUUACUUAUUUGUGUUUUAUGUUUUGUCCAAGUCCAUUUUUUUUUUGUUGUUUCUGUUCCAAGAGUUCCAUUUUUCUAUACUUUUUUUUUAAUUGGAAAAUUUAGCUUCUUAACUUAACUACAAAUUCAAUUUACGAUUAUUUCUGAAAGAAAAGCUUAGCUUUAAAUUAGGUUGUGACAAAAUUUAGCACGUUUAUUUAAACAUACAUAGAAAACUGGAACAGAAUCCUGAAAACCUCCUCCACAAACGAGCUUUCUCUUCAUGCCAAUCGCAAAAUAAGAAACAAAAAAUCCAACAAAAUCCUAUCUUCCCUCUGUCUUAACUAAUCAACAGCUUAACUGUGCCUCUAAUUGGUUUCAUGAAAUGAAAUGUCCAACAGCAUUAGAGGUUUAAGUUGACCCGACUUCUGUAAUCUAUCUAUGUAUCUUUACCCUCAGGCCCUUGUUGUACGUAUGCAAUUGGCAUAUUGUUGUAAUUACUAAACAUAAACAUUAACAAACGGAUGGCGAUGGCGAUGACGAUGGCGGACAGCAAAUCGGUUUCCCCUUGCUGUAUGUAGUUGCAUAGUUUUAUCGUUGAACAACAUUACAAAUGAAACGAACUUAAAGUCUGAUUGAAGGAAACGUGUGCAGCGGUUUUAAAAACGAAAACAAAUUUACAAAAUGUUACUGUAAACGAAUGUACAUCUAGAACUAUAGAACCUAACCUCGGCGCUCGACGAGUUUGUCUUCCUGCGACCCUCGAUUGUACAUAUAUAAGUAUAUAUACUUGUUCCACGAGGAUUUUAUAAAGGGUCGCAGCGAAACAGUCUCAGUUCAAAAUUGUCAAAUUUAAAUGUGUGUGUUUGUAUGGUGUUGUAAGGUAUUGAGAAUAGCGAGCUUCGUCAAUUGUUCAUCCAAUUCAUUGGCCUCCUCCUUCGAUUUUAACUAACCCAGCCCCGAUCUACAUAAUAUAUUUGUUACGCUAUAUCUUUAUCUGUCUAUCUUAAACGCUUUUGAUUCUUCGAUUAGUUGUAAGUGUUUGUUUGUUAUACCUGUUUAUUAUUUUUUGUUUAAUUCACGCUUUCUCGGUUCGAUCUGCGCGUGUAGUACUUUAGUUGUGCUAUCAAUUUUUCGAUUUUGUACGAUGUUUUGUAGUUCAUGUUUUCUAAUGCCUGAAUUUCUAGUUGUAGUGUCGUUUCUUGUGCCCAGUUUAUCAGAGUCUUAAGUUCUAUUUUAUCGAUGUGAACAAAGUUUAGCUUUAAACCCUUCUUAUUCAUAAUUCACAUUGCAAAUGAAUGUUAAUUUGUUUGUAAAACAAAGUAAAACACAAGCCCCAAAACCUAUUUUCGUUCUAAAAACAAUAAUGCGGAUCAUGUGAGCAUAAAAUGUUUAUAAAAUUGUAAAGGAAAUAAAUCAUAAAUGUGCCUCA